Molecule: messenger RNA, 2616 nt
Organism: Hemiscyllium ocellatum (epaulette shark)
Lineage: Eukaryota; Metazoa; Chordata; Chondrichthyes; Orectolobiformes; Hemiscylliidae
Gene: znf276
Product: zinc finger protein 276
Exons: 11
Coding region: 104-2164 (686 amino acids)
Biological process (GO): regulation of transcription by RNA polymerase II
Cellular component (GO): nucleus; chromosome; kinetochore
Molecular function (GO): chromatin insulator sequence binding; zinc ion binding
Source: RefSeq, a predicted model, not a curated record
GGAGGGUCAUUCCUGCCGGUCCCUUUACACUCCGUUUCCGGUUGUUUACCGUUUGCCCGGGUGGCAGCUUUUCUCUUUUAAAAAAACUUUUUGCUGAGAAGAAAUGAAGCGGAACAAACGCGGCCGCUUCGUUUCGGUGUCGGUGGUGCAGAAAAUGAAAAGGCUGUCUGAGGUUCAGCGGCAGCGGUGGAUCCGCCCCGAGCGGCCGGGGCCUCAGUCCGAGUCCGGAGUUCCGCCGCGGGGUGAUGAGGCCCCCGGGCCUGAGGCCGGUGUGGAGUCAGGUUACUGCCCCCGGCCUGGGCCGCCUUUGAACGACCGUCAUCCGUCGCCCUUUAAAAAGCUGCAGCUGUUUGGUCUGGGAUUAUCCAAAGCCUGUCCUCACCUUGACUCAGUUAACACCCGCUCAGUGACUACACCUCUUGUUGCAACCACCAGCUACUGCCGUCUUUGUCAUGGAAGGUUUUCCUCCAGGAGUCUACGUAAUGUUUUUGCAAAAGUUCCUUUGCUCGAGGCGAAUCCAGAGAGGCAGCGCAGAGCACAGCAGACUUUCUGUACUGAUUUUCAGAAAUUAGUUGGUGUUGUAGUAAGGCAGGAUCCGUCUUUGCCUCAAUAUAUCUGCAGGAAGUGUCAUGCUCAGUUUUAUAAAUGUCGGAGUAUAUUGAGAAACUACAUUCAAAGAGUGAAUUCUUCACCAGUAGGUUCUGCACAACGUGGACAAGAGUCUAGCAGAUGUGCUGCACCAACAAAAUCAUCAUCAGUGCCAUCACUUUCACAAUUUCCGUUAGACAAUUCUAUCUCUGAUUAUUUUAAAUGGAUGCUAAAUGACGGUGUAGUAACUGCAAGCCCACAAUGUUUGCAAGUUCUGGUCACUUGGGCUCACCGACAUGGCAGCAGCUGUGGGUCACUACCGAAUGUACAGAGUGUCUUAUCUGCCGAGUAUCGUGGAGUAGUGGGAGCUGUAUGGGGGUGUCCAGAAGGACACAGUUACAUCUUGGAUGUGCAUUCAAAUCAAAAGGUUGCACUAAACGAAAUGCCAUGCCCACACAGCAAGACUAAUGAUUUAAUGAAAGAGAAAACUGUAGGAAAUGUAAUUCCCCUCCCACCUCAAAAUGGAACGGAUGCUGAAAAUGGUGAGAGUGGUUCAAUCUGUAAACUUCAACCAGUUCCAGUGUCGCUAUGGUCAUCUGACUCUCAGCCUUGUACAUACAGUGGAGUAGCCUCACAACCAGUAGAUGUGGACAAUUCAGAAUACCUGCUGAGCAAAGAUAUGUUUUUGCACGUAGAUUCUGAUGGUACUGAGUGCUCUUGGGAAAAGGUUCAGUUACAGGAUGCUAUGCAAGUAUUAAAUUCAAAAGGUCAAAUUGACUGCAACAAAGCUUCGUGUUCUAUAAAGGAUGAUAUUACAGAUGGAUUAGAAUCUAGUGACCUCUCUGACAGGUAUUUGUCAAGUGAAGAUGAUGGGGAAGAAAAAGUUAAGAAUGGCUCUUCAGAUGAGUGUUUUCAGCCAUAUUGGGAGAAGAAUAAAUUGCCAACAUUGAAAUGUGAUAGUAAAGAAGUGAAGAAAACACCAGGACAAAGGCGUAUACGAAAAUCAAAAUCAAACUGUGAAAGAGAAGACUUUCCCACCAUGCACCGAUGUCAAUACAAGGGCUGCUGUGCAGUAUAUAGAGGAGCUGAUGGAUUGAAGAAACAUAUGAAAGAACGCCAUGAGGAGGUACGUGAGCGUCCCUGUCCCCACCCAGGAUGUAACAAAGUGUUUAUGAUUGAUCGCUAUCUGCAGCGCCACGUGAAAUUGGUUCACACAGAAGAAAGAAACUACAUUUGUGACGAAUGUGGACAAACCUUCAAACAGAGAAAGCACCUGUCAGUUCACCAGAUGCGCCAUUCUGGAGCAAAGCCUCUACAGUGUGAAAUUUGUGGUUUCCAGUGUCGACAGAGAGCAUCUUUGAAAUACCAUAUGACUAAGCACAAGGCAGAAGCUGAACUGGAUUUUGCUUGCAACCAGUGUGGAAAGCGGUUUGAGAAGGCCCACAAUUUGAACGUUCAUAUGUCCAUGGUUCAUCCCUUGACCCAGAACACAGAUAAAAGCAAACCAGCUGAGUAUGUUGAAACAGAACCAAACCAGCUGAGCACAGAUACAUUCAUUGAGUGGGAAGCCAGUUAACACUCAGCUAUUUAACUGUGAGUAGAAUCAAAAGAUUAGAACCUAUUUGCACCUUUUGUCUUCAGUGACAGCAAGUUCUUCGUCUGAAUAGAGAAUUUAUGAAUCAGUGCAACAUUUUGUUUGAUAAGGAACAAGCAGAAGUUUAAUUGCAUCAGUGUUAGAUGGUUGGUUACAUGGCUUUCCUUUUAAAUGAAGCUUAAUUACACACCUCUUGACCUUGAAAAAUAAUGCCAAAUGUUUCACUAUAUCAUGCAACUUUGAAUUGUAUGUUGAUAUCGAGUGUGGUGUAGCUAGUGAGCACUGUUAAACAGACAAAUGUGAGAUAAUUGAAAGGGAAACUGUAACAUUAUCAGCAAAUAUCAACAAUGGUAUAGCUUGAAAUGUUUCAUGUGUACUGUGAGGUGGUUUGGCUGAUUGCUAAUUAAAUUUUAAUAAAGACUAUUUUCAUAGGU